AUGGAUUUAGAAUUUAAGGAGGAAUUUCAGCCUGAAAUGAAGCAGGAAGAGGAGCAGCCAGAAACAUCAGCAUCAGCAGUACCAGGAGCAGCAACAACAGCAGCAGCAACACCACCAUCAGCGCCCGCAGAAAACACUGAAAAUCCCCACGAAACAAUCUACAUACGCAAUCUCAACGAGACUAUCAGACUAGCGACGUUGAAAGAAUCCCUGCGAAACCUCUACAGCAACAUCGGGGAGGUGGUGGAUGUGAUUGCUCACCGCAACAUCAGAAUGCGCGGGCAGGCUUUUGUAGCCUUUAACAGUGCACACGUAGCCAAACGGGCUGUUAACGACACCCAGAACCUCCCUCUCUACGGUCAGCCGAUGAAGGUGUCAUUCGCCCGUUCCACCGCAGACGCCGUCCUCCGUCGCCAGAAAAAAGCUGCCGAGUUGGAAGCGCAUUUGUCUAAUCGCAAAGCGGCGAAACCGCUCAAACGCAAGGAGAAUUACAUUCGUCUUAUGCAGCUUAACCGCGCAAAGGCACAGACAAAUACUGGUGAGGCAGGCGAGGGUGAUCCAAGUAAAUCCUCUCAAUCCCAUCAUCACACAAACGCACAGAAACACCAACAAAUGCCCGACGAGUACCUCCCUCCUAACACUAUCCUUUUCAUUCAGAACCUCCCACCUGGCACACCCAAGGAGAAACUUGAAGAGGUGUUCGGUAUGUAUCCUAACUUGGCUGAAGUGAGAGUUAUCCCCGCUAGACCUGAUAUCGCAUUCGUAGAGUAUCUCGAUGAAGCUAGCUCGGCUGUUGCGAAGGAUGCCCUCAACGAGUACCACGUGGAGGCAGAUAAACCGAUCAAGGUUACUUUUGCGAGGAAGUGA
This is a messenger RNA of Wallemia ichthyophaga EXF-994, 867 nucleotides long. Its product is annotated as U1 small nuclear ribonucleoprotein. NCBI's taxonomy places the organism in Eukaryota, Fungi, Basidiomycota, Wallemiomycetes, Wallemiales, Wallemiaceae. Bases 1 to 867 code for a protein of 288 amino acids. Gene Ontology annotation, molecular function: RNA binding. The record is from RefSeq and is a predicted model, not a curated record. The transcript has a single exon.